CUCUGAUCAGAAUGGUUGUGGUUACGAUGCCUUUCAUUGAACGUCUAUCCCCAUUAUUAGUAUCUCGUUGCAACCAUUGUAGGCAAGACUAUCCCCGACAAGCCCAUACCGCGGGUGUGUCGAUCAGGCUGCUUAGUAAAGCGAAUACGGCGAUGGGCGUAAGGUUUCGAGGUUCGCUUCGCCGCAGACGUGCACACUCUUCUCGACCUCCCAGCAUGCGCAGACGAGCAAUAUGACCCGUGCGUCACAUCCCACAUAAUGGACACUUACAGCGUCAGUCAGGAUGAUGGCGAGACGUCCAGCCCGGCGCGGGAGAAGCGGCCGCGAGCCAAGCAGGCCUGUGAGCCGUGCCGUCUGCGCAAACGCCGCUGCGAUGGCGCCAUGCCGUGCAACAUGUGUCGCCAGUUCGAGUACAAAUGCUACUUUGAGAAGCAUCCGCGCAAGCGCUCCAAGCUCGUCGAGCAGAAUGCGCAUCACGAGCAGUCUCCCGACUACGUCCGCCCGGAACCCCCUGCACAGGACCGCUUCACCGCCGAAGACACGCUGAAGACUCGCUCCAUGGAGGCCAAUUCGGGAAUCGCAUUUACAAGACUCCUGGGUCAGCGCCUGGAUCCCUCCUUUGGCCCGAAACUCUUCACCUUCGCCUGGAAUCUGGGCAUGGUCUCUUACGUUCCACCCCCCGUAACCCCCAUCACCGAAUUCCUCGACCAGAACCAGAUGUACGCCCUCGCCAAAGCCCAUUUCAACCACAUACACCUCCUCUACGGCUUCCUCGACAAGGAGUGGGUCCUGCAGCAAAUCAGUAUGCGCUGGGCCCAGCCCGAGCACUGCACCAUUCCCGACCACCUGCUCGCCAACCUGGCCGCAGUCGGCUCCUUGUACGGGGAUGCUUCCCUGCACUCACGCAUACCCAUGCUGCUGGAAUCCGCCAAGAAGGCCCUCGAAGCUACCAGUCUGAUGCAGCCGCCCAACGUCAUCGACGUGCAGUCCUGGCUCCUCCGCUGCAUGUAUCUUAGAUCCACCGGGCAUCCUCACGCCUGUCAUACAGCUACGUGCAUCGUCAUGCACCUCGUCGAAGCCAUCGGGCUGCACGAGGAAACGAGUAACACCACGCUGCACCCUCCUACCAUCACCGUACAGGGCCACCAAACCGCAGAGAUCCGGCGACGAACCUUCUGGUCCGCUCGAAUGAUCAAUACCUGGGUGAGUUUCGAAUACGGCCGGAGUCGAGUGACCCUGCGUGGCAUCACCACCCAGCUGCCAACUCCCAGAGACGGCGACUACACCUUGGACUAUCUCAACCUCUACAGUCUCUCCUGCUUCCUCGAUCCCGAGCGGUCAGAGUCACAAUGGGAGGACUUUCUACGCCAGCUGGACGAAUACGAAUCCAAGCACGAUGCCAUCGAAAUGUCAAAGGGCAACCUUGCCUUGUGUGGUUAUCGCCGCAUCCGCCUCGUCAACCCCAACCCCUCUUCCGAAAUCACCAACAGCAUCAUCCGAAUCGGCCUGAGCGCCGUCGAAGCCGCUCAGCGCUUAUGCCGCACGGGCGUGCCAUGGUGGCACAUGGCCAACGUCCCCUUCCAAGCCAUCUGCGUCUUCCUCGCAAUGGAUUUGCGCGAAUCCCUCUCGCACAUCUCCGCCGCGCUGGAGGUGCUGGAAGAAGUCGUCGAGCGCUUCCCCACCGCUUCCUCGAAAGAAGCGCUGAAAAUGGCGCGCUCGCUCGUGCGGCUGUCGAAGCGGAGGAAGGACGAAGACUCCGACAUUCUCGGGCAGACGUUGAAGCGAUCUGCGAGUAAAGGGCAUGGGGCGGCGGAUCUUUCGAUGGUGACUACGCCGCAGCCGCCGGUGGAUGGGGAGGUGGUGUCUGGGGCCGUCGAGACAUCGCCGACAACGCUCAGCAAUGGGGAGGACUGGGCAUUUGAUGUCAUCAACAACUCCGACUUUGAUUGGAAUGUCUUCUUGACCGCGGAGAUGCCGGCGUUUAAUAGCUUUGCGCCUGAUGGGACUAUGUAGUAGGAUCUCAGGGUACAUGACUGGCUCAUGUCCACAAUCCCAGACUCGUUCGUGCU
This is a messenger RNA of Neohortaea acidophila, 2069 nucleotides long. RefSeq lists its product as uncharacterized. Bases 259 to 2013 code for a protein of 584 amino acids. Gene Ontology annotation, biological process: DNA-templated transcription; response to xenobiotic stimulus; regulation of DNA-templated transcription. The record is from RefSeq and is a predicted model, not a curated record. The transcript has 3 exons. Gene Ontology annotation, molecular function: zinc ion binding; DNA-binding transcription factor activity, RNA polymerase II-specific; DNA binding. Lineage: Eukaryota; Fungi; Ascomycota; Dothideomycetes; Mycosphaerellales; Teratosphaeriaceae.